AUGGCAUCCAGAAAAUUUUUGGACGUUUUGAUCCGAGAUUAUAUUGGAGUUCUUGAAUUGAAAUUACGUGAUGUAAAAGUUGUUCUUAACAUUCUUGUUGCUUGUAAAGAACUCUGCCUUCAAGACCUCUUUGACUAUAUGCAAGAUUAUCUUCUUAAUAAUAUGACAGAAGCAAUGCAACAAAAUUUUUGCCUUGUUCAACGUAUUAAUUUAGAUGAUUCGAUUCUUAGUAGAUCUGUUGGUACCAUUUCUUCAAUUUGUAAUUCCCCUUUACAUGGUCCUGUUUUUCGAGGUAUUCUGAUUUUUAACGGUGAUUUCAAAAAUGAUUGCGCUUCUUAUUGUAAUUUUGAUAAAGCUACCACCCCUUAUGAGGGUCCUAUUAGAAAGACUAAAGAUAAAUUUUCUGUUGAUGAAUUAGAAGUCUUCCAAGUCAUCAAAAAAAAAUUAUAG
Molecule: messenger RNA, 450 nt
Organism: Racocetra fulgida
Lineage: Eukaryota; Fungi; Glomeromycota; Glomeromycetes; Diversisporales; Gigasporaceae
Source: the annotation of a GenBank genome assembly